Messenger RNA from Trachemys scripta elegans, 803 nucleotides. It is a transcript of the gene EMC4, whose product is annotated as ER membrane protein complex subunit 4. The coding region runs from base 163 to 708 and encodes 181 amino acids. Gene Ontology annotation, biological process: protein folding in endoplasmic reticulum. The record is from RefSeq and is a predicted model, not a curated record. Gene Ontology annotation, cellular component: EMC complex. NCBI's taxonomy places the organism in Eukaryota, Metazoa, Chordata, Testudines, Emydidae. The transcript has 6 exons.
UUCUAAGUUCCCCAGCCUCACUCUGGCCAGGCAGCCCCACCCCGGGGGAGGAGGAGCGGCCUCUGCCCCGGCGACAGGAAGUGACGUACAGCACAGAGGCGGAAGUCGCUUUCUGUGAUCGGAAAUUAGCUGUUUCCAAGGGGGGCGUCGGGCUGGGCGGAGAUGGGGACCCCCUUGGUGGCCAGUCGGGGCCGGCGCUUCAAGUGGGCCAUCGAGCUGGGCGGCCCGGGCAGCGGGGGCAGGGGCCGCAGCGACCGGGGCAGUGGCCAAGGCGAAUCCCUCUAUCCCGUGGGCUACUCAGACAAGCAGGUCCCUGACACCAGCGUCCAGGAGACUGACCGUAUCCUGGUGGAGAAGCGGUGCUGGGAUGUGGCGCUGGGGCCACUGAAGCAGAUCCCCAUGAACCUCUUCAUCAUGUACAUGGCUGGGAACACCAUCUCCAUCUUCCCCACAAUGAUGGUGUGCAUGAUGGCUUGGCGCCCCCUGCAGGCCCUCAUGGCCAUCUCUGCUACCUUCAAGCUGCUGGAGAGCUCCAGCCAGAAGUUCCUGCAGGGGCUCGUGUAUCUGAUCGGGAACCUGCUGGGGCUGGCGCUGGCUGUCUACAAGUGCCAGUCCAUGGGGCUGCUGCCCACCCAUGCCUCCGACUGGCUGGCCUUCAUCGAACCCCCUGAGCGGAUGGAGUACACCGGCGGGGGACUGCUGCUGUGACCAACACCCCUUGCCCCUGGAGUGAUUGCAGGUUUUCCAGGAGGACCGGGAGUCUCUACAGCUCCUGUUGGGCUUUGAGCCGCACCACCCUCUUC